AUGGUCAGAAAAUCUCUCCCCCGCUCUUCCAGUGAUGACUCCAGCUCAAUACAACCCAUAUUCGGCGGGGUGGUCGAGACGGAAGGAAACCGACUCACAAGCCCUGACAAUAACACCCGGACCGGUGAGGACCCCAGACAAUUGAUUGCGAGCGACCAUAUUCAGCAUGCACAAGUCUUCACGCCACUUUCGGUUCACCGAAAUGCAACCAAGAGCUCUAGUCACAUACAGGAGUCUUGCUUGAUGCGAUAUUUUAUUGAGGAGCUUUCCCCGUGGUUUGACCACUGCGACGAGCGACGGCAUUUCCAGCUCGUAGUUCCUCUUCGGGCUGAAAAUUGUCUCGCUCUGCGAAAUGCGGUAUUUGCGGUAUCAGCCCGUCACCUUUGCCGUUUACCACACUACCUCACCCCGCAAGGGAUCUCAUAUCACGGGCAGCUUUUACCUCAGUUGACCAAAACAACAUCGCUGGAGUAUCUUUUGAAGUGCAUUCCAGAGUUGGUGCGAUUUCACGAAAUUGAAGAUCCAACCCAUCAGGAGAACAUCAUGGCAGCCACAGUGAUACUACGGCAGUACGAGGAAAUGGAAGAAGAGCUUGAAGAGGGAGAAAUCGGAAAUUAUGCCAAUAAGCGGGUCAACUUUCUCGCCAUCACCCAUACGAUCAUCAACACCAUGAUAUCAACACCACACGAUCACUCUCUUACCAACGCGGCCUUUUGGAUAACCGCGAGACAAGAUGUUUAUUGUGCCUUAACGAGGCAACGACCACCGGAAUUUCGGUUCGGAUCAGAGACUUUGAAGCCGUCAGCUGCCAACACAAUGAUCAUAUUUGCUAGUGAAGUGGCGAAGUGGCGCUGGGGAUCGAAGGCUGUUGAUGAAUGGGAACUUCUCAAGGCAAGGCAGCACAAGCUCGACAACGAAUACAUGCAUGAGCUCGCACCGCUUCUCGAAAGAAAGGCCGAGCCAGCGAAGGGGUCAAUUUUCCCUACUAUCUGGUUCUCGUUUGAGGCCAAUGUCACAGCGGUCCAACAUUUCAAAUUAGGUGAAAUGAUUCUGAUCGCAGAAAGUCCAUACCUCGAGAAAGCGCGAAGUGCGGUACACCGCAAAGCAGAGGCCCAGGUUCGCGAAAUCGUUCUAUCUCUCUGUGGGAUUGCAACAAGUCACCCACGAUGUCAUCCUGCGUUAGUCAACGCUGUGAUUGCUAUCACCCUUUAUGGUGAAUAUUUCACUCGCCAAGACGAACGAACGGCACUUCUGGGUAUCAUUCAUCAGACCAUGGAUCUGCAUGCCUGGCCCAUGAGAAAGGCAUACCAGACUCUCAACCAACAGUGGGAGAUGAUUGAUUCCCUUCAGUAUUAA
Molecule: messenger RNA, 1356 nt
Organism: Penicillium brevicompactum
Lineage: Eukaryota; Fungi; Ascomycota; Eurotiomycetes; Eurotiales; Aspergillaceae
Exons: 5
Coding region: 1-1356 (451 amino acids)
Biological process (GO): positive regulation of transcription by RNA polymerase II
Cellular component (GO): nucleus
Molecular function (GO): transcription cis-regulatory region binding; DNA-binding transcription factor activity
Source: RefSeq, a predicted model, not a curated record